Hemicordylus capensis (graceful crag lizard) is the source of this 19475-nucleotide messenger RNA. RefSeq names its product failed axon connections homolog, metaxin like GST domain containing (gene FAXC). Lineage: Eukaryota; Metazoa; Chordata; Lepidosauria; Squamata; Cordylidae. The coding region runs from base 509 to 1717 and encodes 402 amino acids. Gene Ontology annotation, cellular component: cytoplasm. The transcript is spliced from 6 exons. The record is from RefSeq and is a predicted model, not a curated record.
GGUUUCUGUGCUGUAGCUAAUAGUCGCUCUGUAGGUCUAGGUGAAAUGUGUCCUUUGCUUACGAGUGACCUUCUCUCUCUCUCUCGUCCCUCCUCCCAAUGCGCCCCCCCCCGGUAUUCGAUAGAAAAGGGGUUGAUGUUCUAGGGAAGGGCUUUGCGUGCGCCUGGCGGGGGUGCAAUUAAUUGCUCCUGGAUUUUUAGGCAGGCGGGCGAGCCAUGACAUCACGCCUCACCCUCCUCCAUGCAAACACACAAAGGCAAGAGGCAGCUGCAGAAGAAAAGUGCCGCCGCCGAUGAUGUUGCAGAGAUCGCCCAGGAGACCCGGCACUGCCGCUCCUGUUUCUUUCUUCUUCUUCUUCUUCUUUCUCCUCCUUCACCGCUGCCGCUAAACUGCCAGCCAGCUCGCCGCCACCAGCACCACCUUGAAGCUGCCUGGAUCUCCCCCAUGCAGACGGCCCUGGCGUCGAUCCGUGGGGAAAAGAGAACCAGCAACGCCCGCGCCGCACAGCAUGCACUGGGGGGUUGGCUUCGCCUCGUCCAGGUCGUGCGUGGUGGAUCUAAGCCGGAAUCAGAGCCUCUGGUGCGCGGGAUCCGACGAUCACUUCUCCUUUUAUGGGGAGAUCAUCGCUUUCCCUCUGCAGGAUUACGGCGGGAUCAUGGCAGGGCUGGGGUCUGAUUCGUGGUGGAAGAAAACCCUUUAUUUGACAGGGGGAGCCUUGCUUGCCGCCGCUGCAUAUCUGCUCCAUGAACUCCUGGCCAUUAGGAAAGAGCAAGAGGUUGAUUCAAAAGAUGCUAUCAUACUGCAUCAGUUUUCAAGGCCAAACAACGGUAUCCCCAGUUUAUCUCCUUUAUGUUUGAAAAUGGAGACAUACUUACGGAUGGCUGAUUUGCCCUACCAGAAUUAUUUUGAUGGAAAACUUUCUCCUCAAGGGAAAAUGCCAUGGAUUGAGUACAAUCGUAAAAAGGUAUCUGGCACAGAGUUCAUUAUUGACUUUUUGGAAGAGAAACUUGGAGUGAAUUUAAACAAACACCUUGGCCCUCACGAAAGAGCUGUUUCUAGAGCAGUAACAAAAAUGGUGGAGGAGCACUUCUACUGGACCUUGGCAUAUUGCCAGUGGGUGGACAAUCUCCAUGAGACCCAGAAGAUGCUUUCUCUGAGCGGCCCCUUUAGUGACCUGCUGAAGUGGAUUCUGUGCCAUAUAACCAAAGGAAUUGUGAAGCGGGAAAUGUACGGCCAUGGCAUUGGGCGCUUCUCUGAGGAAGAGAUAUACAUGUUGAUGGAGAAAGACAUGCGCUCUUUAGCAGGUCUUCUGGGUGAUAAAAAGUACAUCAUGGGACCCAAGCUUUCUACUUUAGAUGCCACAGUGUUUGGGCAUCUGGCACAGGCCAUGUGGACGUUACCAGGAACUAGGCCUGAGAGGCUAAUUAAAGGAGAACUGAUUAACCUUGCUAUGUACUGUGAGCGAAUAAGGAGGAAAUUCUGGCCCGAAUGGCACCAUGAUGAUGACAACACUCUAUACGAGUCGGAAGAAAGCAGUGAGGCAAGUAAGACUCACCCCUUGCAGGACUUCAGUUUUUACUCAAGGACAGAAACCUUUGAAGAUGAGGGCACCGAGAAUAGUUUUUCCCGAACGCCUGACACUGAUUACACUGGACAUUCCCUCUUUGAUUCUGACGUGGACAUGGACGACUACACAGAUCAUGAACAAUGCAAGUGACGUGUUUACAAAAUGCUUCUCCGUCUUGUGUCAGAAACACCAUUGCCUCUUGUGAAUCAUGCCAAUUGCUCCAGGUUCUUAAGAGGCCCAUAUUGCUUGGGAAGAGACUAUUGUGUCUGAUGCCAUGUUCACAUGCUAUCUGGACCCUUUCAGCAUUGUUUCAUUUCGUUAAAGCAUUCCGAUGGAUCCUAGAUAAACAGUUUUUAAUUCUGCUGAACAGGAUGGCAAAAAGUUGAUGAGGAAGGUAAUGGGUUGGGUGGGGAUUUGUGUUCGUGGUUUUUUUUUAUUUAAAAAAGAACAUUCCAGAAUGAUGUGGACCAGCCAAUGAUAAGCAGAGCAAAGCAUUGAGGAAGGCUCAAUGUUUGGGCUGAUAUUUUCCUGGAAACAGACUGAGGACAAAAAGGGAAGAGGGGUUGUUAAGACAAUUGUCUGCCUAAUACAUCACAGCAAUGGCUGAAUGCGGUCAACACAGCAAGGGAUUAUAAUAUUCUUUUUUCUCCUCAUGGCUUCCUGCACUUUGGGAAUGCCAGGUGACGGCCUGCAUUUUAUGUAUGCAGAUGCCUUCAACAGAUGCGCUAAAUAUCAAGUCUCCAAUUUCAAAGGGAGACAGUCAACAAAGACAAAAAGAAUGAUUCUCCCCCAUUCAAAAUCUAGCUAUUUGAGGAUUUGCUUGACUAUUUCUGAUUUAUUUGGGUACCAUCUAAAACAGGGAUGCUGCACAAGUUUUGGUUUUAGCCUGUCCUUAUCAGUAUAAAAAAGCCUGUUGCUAACAUGCUGUCACUCUAUAAUGUGACCAAGAAACAGAACCCAGGAUCAGGUUAUGCAGCUGAAGGGAUUGGACAGUGCAGUUAAAGCAGACUUAAUUCUCAAUGGGAAUCCCACUGAUUUUCAAUGGGAAUGAUUAAUCAGGGGCCAGUGCAGGUUUAGGCUCAGGCCCCCUACACUGAAGACUAUAGCCUUUUCCUUUCUCCUAUAUAAAUUAAUGGCUGCCUUUCUCUCUGGUGGGGACAAGAGCAGUGCUCCACUUUGGAGACCCGGGUGCAGUAAAAGCAAAGCUCUCCACCCCUGCAAGUGCCUGUCCCUCACUAACUAGGAUCCUGCACUGGGCUGCAUCUUUCCCCACCACCCCAGCAUUCUCCCAGUAUACAGGCCUUCCCUCUGCAACCCCGCCCCCCCGUCUGUCAUAAUGAUGGACUUCUUGCUAGAAAAAUCAUCACAAUAUUCAGCACAAGGAGGUUUGGACAACUUAUGUGUAUUUGUAGUUUGCUCCAUCUGUGUUUCUUAGGUCCAAAUUGGAUGUUUGCAAUGUAUACUGUUUAUUACGGAGCUGUGAGUAUAGUGCAGGGAAUAAUUUGUGGAAAGAGGUCCUUGGACUCAGACCUAACUGGGAAGUUGGAUCUUCUGCUCUUGAGCACCUGACCUGGAAGUAUUUGUUGGGGUUAGUUUGGUUACAUGAAAUAUGUGCAAAGACUUGAUUAUCUCUGUUAUGUCACAUGCUGCAGAAUACAUAUCUGGCUUUGGAGAUACCUUGGAAUUCAGCUCUGGUGAGCUUUGACAACAGUUAAGUGCUGCCAUAGGGUCUGUCUGUACUGCACAUGUUUGGGAUUGUAAUUUUGUUGGGUUUUUAAAAUUUUCUCUCCCCCAUGUCACUUCCCUCGCCUUUUUGCUCCCCCAAAGUACCAAACCUUUUGUUCUGGUUGAAUGAAUGUUGAUAGUAAUCAAUUGCCAAGGUAGAGUCCACACAGAUGCAAAUAAGGGAAUAUAAUGAAGAGAAGACAGGUGCUCUCCUUCUCUCUUAACCCAAACAGGUUGUAACCCUAUACUUAUGGAAUCAUGGGAUAGUACUUUGUUUUUUGUAAACCUGUUUUAAUGACUCUUUGAGUGCUUGGAGAUUUCUAGAUAACUGGAACAAGUCAAACCUUGCAGCCAUAAAGGUGCAUCCAGAUGGCAACCAACCAUCUCCCCACUAAUUCCUUGUUAGGCGCACUAAUGAGCAACCAGGAGCACAGGAAGUGUCUUUCCCCCCUGAGAUGUUCUUGUGCUCAUUGCCAGAAACAAGCUAUGCUGACUACAUAACCUGUGAUGGUCUCUGUAGGGUGUGUAAACAUGUGCAACCUGAAGCCCCUGGUAUGAGAUGCAUUGAUACAGUGUAUCUGUUCUUCUAAUUAAAGUCACAUGGAUGUGCCUUUAGGUGUGCUAACUUGUAACUAAUCUUCUGAAUGGGACUGUGAGCUUGCAGCUACCUCUGCCAGCUUCUGCCUUGUAGGAAUUCACACAUCUUGGACAAAAUGUUUAGCUGGCUCUCCAGAGAACCUUUAAACCUCUUUGGGCUUGCCUGGUCAGGAUUUACUAGAGAAGCAUUGCCAGUCCUCAGAUGAAUGGUAAUUGAAAUCCUUUGUCAGUAUCCUUAGAGGAAUGCAGUUUUCUUCCAUAGGCUAGGUAUUCAUGGUGGAUGUCCUACAGUCCCAUUAAUACUACUCAGAGUAGUAAUCUUCUUGGGUUCAGCAGUAUAUGGAAAUUACUGCUUUCCAAAUCUGCAGUAUAAUCUUAUGCUGCUGCAACCAGUUGACGUAUUGUAUUCAGUGGAAUGAUUCUGAAGCAAAUGGUUUGAGGAGCACAGCCUUUGUGCUUAUAAUUCUAGGUAUCAACACUGUUUUGAGGAAAAAAACAUCGUGGGGAAAUAUAGACGUUGGAGAAUUUGUCCACAGGAUGGAAUUCUCCAUGCCUUGUAGGAAGGUGGUGUGAAAAACUGAGGGAUGGAGAUGAAAUUUUAAAAAAUGAAAUACAGUAGAUAAAUUGGACCCCAUGACCAUUUCCACCCUUUGUCUAACAUUGUCCUUAAGGAUCUUGGAACUGCAGCUAGUGCACUGCUGUUUGCUUGCUAAAGCAGUAGCUGAUGCUGUCCACCUGACUGUGGAUAUGAGGUAUGGUUUCCCCCCCCCGAAUCCCAUAGAUGUUAUGCUACCUUUAUGUGAUUUCUUAUUCUAGACAUCUUUACAAAUGUAUAGGACAGCUUCACACAAUCUCCUGCAAGUCGGUAAGCCAGUAACAUUCGGGAAAGAGACAAGAUGCAGGUAUGUGUGCUUCCAGCGGGCACAGUGUCUGAAGCCACCCAAAUCCAAUUCCUGCCCUCGAGAAGCUACUGAAUUUGUCAAGCCAACUUCAAAUCUUGAUGACAGAAGUCAGUAGAAUCUCAGUAACAGUCAUGGAAACUGGACUUGGUCGGCUUCAGAUGACAUGCCCAUCUGGAGCACAUCCUGAUCUUUUAGCUACAUGUUACCAGUUUACCAACUUGCAGUGGAUCAUGUGAUACUGCCCAUAUUAUUUUGAAAUGAGUUGGAGGUACAAGUGAAUCACAUAUGGUUAUCUAGAGGUCCAGCGCCGCUCCCCUGGGGGACCUUGUUGGCAAACUAAGCACAAUAAUAGGACACGAAAGGGAUCAAAACUUAGAAAUAGUGAUGGUUAUAAACCAAUCCCAGGUCAUAAAAGAUUAACGGCACCAGAAGUAAACCAGGCAUGUAUUUGCUUAAAACUACUUAUGCUGGCCAAGGAACUUGCUUUCCGUACAAAUGUCAAAUAGGUCUUGAGUCUUAUGUUCAAAUCAUAUUUCAUCAUUUAUAUAGAACUAAAUGUGCAAAAUGCUUUACAGUUUUUAUAUUGUUUGUCUUUACAACAAAUCUAUGAGUUAAAUCACUAUUAUGUCUGUUUUAUAGAUGGAGGGAACGAGGCUGAGAAAUAGUAUAUUGCCAAAACAAAUCAAUCGGUGGUUGAGAAGAGGUUUGAACUCAGAUCUAACGCUUUAUUAAUUUUGACUACAGUGGCUCUUUAUCUUUAAAAAUUAAAUGUAUAUCAUUGAUGUCAUAUUUUGAGUGAAGAGAUAUUUGCAAAAUGCCAGCUUGUUUAGGAUGACAAAUCUGUCUGUAGUCAUGGUGGAUGACAUAUGUAAGAUUGGUAGUGAUUCUUAUUUAUUUUAAGGGACAUCUUUUGAUUUAAUUGCCAUCAAAGAGAGCAUCAUAUUCCUAUCAAACAUAAAGGAUCCCCCCACGCCCACUCUGAAACUGCACAGUGCAGUUCUAACCACAUCACGAUGGCUAAAAAUGAUGGCAGGCAUCCCAAGUGCUAGUGCUACAGGAGUGGGGUGAUUUUCAUAGAUCACCUUGAGGGAGAUGCAUGACCCCCAGGGAUGUAUUUUCAGAGGGCACAGUGGGCUUCAGAGAGGAGAUGGUUGAAAGUUGCCCCUCUCAUGAACUAUGAGCUGCUCAUCUGCUACACGAUCACUUCAUUAGUCUGGAUGCUGAUCGCUGACAACAAUUUGCUGUAUUUAAACAGAAUCUAGCAUUGUAGUCUUUCUUCUUUUUGUAUACUUGAUCUGGUUUAUAACCUCAUCUGCAAUGCAGAGAUCAGUUCAAUGAACUUGGUAAGGGUUUUGGCUCCUGGAAUUUCCCCAAUCUCUGUUUAUCUCAACUGUUAUUUGAAAUGUAGUAUGGGAACUGUAGCUGGUCUCAGGUCCAUAGAAAAUCUAAUCACAGAGCAUGUCCGUUAUCCUCCUAGUGAUUAGUAUCCUUUUAGAAGCAGAAAUUGAGUCAUCUGCAAUGUUUGGUGGGGGUGGGGAUAACAAGGUCUCCAUUUUUCAUUUUCUGAUUCCAACUAUGCCUAAAAAGGAGAAAGGAAGCAACAGCAAAAAAUCCUUUGUGCCUUGUCUGUAAUCUUUUCAGUUGGUGAUUAACACCAAUGGAGGCCUUAAGUACUGGUAAGUUUGGAAGAAUCUUGCUGCUUUCCAAGGGCCAGGCAGCCUUUUGAACACAGGGUUUUGUCUUUGUGAGGCAGUUCAGCCUGGGCUUGUUUGUGCUCCCCCCCCCCCCAGUGAUGGGAGGGAGGGUGGGCUUGGAAGGGGCUGCAGGUGGAGGAGGCAAAACUCUCAGGGCGGCACACAGGAUCACUCUGCUUCUACAAUGGGGCUGGGAUCUGUUUCCUCUGUUUGUUUUAAGUUAUGAAUGUAUUUAUUGCUUUUCUGUGUUACAGAACACUCAAAGGAACUUACAAGUAUGACACGUUAAAAAAUAUUUAAAACGUAGAUAAAAAUAUACAGCAUAUUAUCAUUGAGAACUAAACAAUACAUAACAUAACAGCAGCAACACGUCCCUCAGUGACUGGACAAAGCCUUCAGAAAUUCAAAAAUGUUUGCCUGCUGACGGAAGUUGUAGAGGGAGCUUGCCUAUUGGCUCCCACUAGGAAUUACAAAUUUAUUUAUUUAUUUAAAACAUUUAUAUACCACCCAAAGCGCAAGUCUCUGGGCAGUUUACAACAAAAAUUGUGGGCACUAUGACACAAAAGGUCAUGCCCUGCCCCCUUCCACCCACCCCUGUUGAGUUGAUCUAACCUAGGAGGAGACUCUGAGCAAGUUGGCAUCCCUAGAUCUCACAGGAUGGGGCAGGGGAUGGCAGAAGGUGCUCCCUAGGGGAUGCUAGAUCCAGGCCAUUUGGAACUUUCACGAUACAAGCUUAUACCUUGAACUGUGUCCCAAAAAAUUCUGGACACUAGGGUUGAUCUGAAAAUUCUCUUAGAAGCAGUUUUGAUGAAAAGAGAGGAAGCUGCAUAGAUUCGAGGGGCAAAGGACAAAAGAGGAUGAUUUCAGAGAUGGAUGAGAAAGUCAGUACAGUUUUAAAGGAGGAUGUCUAGCUGCUGUUUGGCAGUGGCGUUUCUUUAAUUACAGUUCGUGCUGCAUUUUUGUAGGUGGCAGGGCCAACAAAGCUGGAAGUGCUAGACCUCUUCCUGGUAGCCGGCUCUAUCCUGCUGCUGCCCCCCGCCCGAGUGUCCUCGGAAUUAUGCUACACCAUGACAUAGUCUCAUUUCUGGGGCAUUCUGCGAAAAGAAAAAAGGUCAUAGAUGGAGUCAGCCACCAGGAGAAGACCCAAUGUUGCCACUGCUGCUACUGGCCACAGAGGUGUGUCAUAAAAUAUUCCUAAAAAAAAAAAAAAGGACACCCACUACCACCACUAGCCAACAGUAAGUUGUUCCUCCAUGAAACAUUACGAAUUUUGGACUUCCAUGCUUAAAACACUGAAUUGGUCUCUCAUUUUCACCAGCGGUAAAUGGUGAAAAUGCCUGUUUGGAUCAGCAUGAGUCCAAGGGAUUUUCUAGGAAAACAUGGUAGCUGUUAAUUGGAUGAGAAAUUCCUCUGGGGGAAAAAAAGAGACAGAUGUCGAUGGAGUGAGAAAUUUCUCUGAAUUUCAAAGGCCUCCCUGACAAAUUGCUGAAAUUGUGCUUCCCCCCACCCCCGCCCGCCACCUACUCACCACCUGAGAACUUGGUGGAGAAAAUGGGAGAGAUGUUUUGGUGGAAUUCUGCUGGAGGCCAGUGCAGAUUAUCCAGGAUCAGGGCAAUGUGCUGUUUUAUCUGUCUGUCAGUAAAUGGAUAAUUCUAGCUGAAAUUUCAGGGGCAUCUUCAGAGAAAGUCCCACAUAGAGAUCACUGUUGUAGGUUACUCAUCUAUUCAUGAUGGUGACCAGAACCCCAUCUGGAAGCUGGUUAAAAGUAUAAAAGUACUGCCAUAUGUGCAUGCAAGACCACAGCCUGUUGCUGUGUACCUCUUUUUAGAAUGAGAGUGUGAUCCAGUCUGCAGUAGGCAAUGCUGCCCCAUCAACAAUUACACCUCCUGUCUUGUCAGCUUUCAGUUUCUUAGCUCUUAUCCAUGGGCUCUUCCAAAUGGUGAUUUCUUUCAACUUCAGCACCAAUUCCAAAGAGAGAUGUAGCAAACUGACCACAUGAUGACAUUCAAGGACAUCAUAUAAGUUCUUAGUAGCAUUUGCUGGCAAUGUGUGAAAAAAUGGUGUGUCUUUUCAAUGCUACUUUUAUUUUGCAUUUUUCAUGGAUUGGCAGUGGAUGGCAUUAAGAACUUUAUGUGACACCUUUGAAUGUCAUGUGGGUGUCUCAUUACGGAUCCUCCCAUCAGAAUUUGGCCUGAAGUUGGAGUAAAUCACCAUCUGGAAGAGCUGCAUGUCUGAAUUGCCCGGGCUUCUGAGUGCCAGCCAUGUGAAAAGGAAAGUGCCUCUGUAGAAUUUGGGGACCUUUAUGACUCUUCUGCAGGGUUACCUCAUGAUAUAUAGAAAUGGCAAAGCCUCACCUACCUUGCAGCUUUUAAGAUGGUUGACUUUUGCUCAUGGUGGUGAUGGGCAGGGGGAUUGGCUUAUGCAUUGGAGCUAAGAGCAUACAGCUCCCAUUUUAGGAGCUUUAUGCCAUUAGCAUGAUGUCUGCUUUUGAAUGAUUGGGGCUGCUUUCCCUUCAGAAAGGACGGUGAUGACAGAAUGGCUUGAGGGUUGUGAUUCUAGCUGUUGGCUGAAUUUAUUGCAGUUCACAUUUUUGAUUGAUUGAUUAAGUGCCGUCAAAUCGGUGUUGACUCUUAGAGACCACGUAGAUAGAUUCUCUCCAGGAUGAGCUGCCUUAUACUUAAAGCUGCCUUUAAGGUCUUUCAAUGGUCAUUCACUGCUGUUGUAAUUGAGUCCAUCCACCUUGCUGCUGGGCAUCCUCUUCUUCUCUUUCCUUCAACUUUCCCCAGCAUUAUGGACUUCUCAAGGGAGCUGGAUUUUCGCGUAAUGUGUCUGAAGUAUGAUAGUUUGAGCCUGGUCAUUUGUGCCUUGAGUGAAAAUUCUGGAUUGAUUCGUUCUAUGAUCCAUUGGUUUGUUUUCCUGGCUAUACAUGGUAUCCUCAAAAGUCUUCUCCAGCACCAAAGUUCAAAAGCGGCAAUACUUUUUCUAUCUUGCUUCUUCAGAGUCCAGCUUUUGCAUCCAUAGAGUGUCACGGGAAAUACUGUUGUCAGAACAAUUCUAAUCUUUGUAGGUAUAGACACAUCACGGCAUCUAAAUAUCCUUUCCAAGGCCUUCAUUGCAACAUUACCAAGUGCUAGUCUGCUGGCGUAUUUCUUGGCUGCUGGAUCCUUUACUGUUGAUGGUCGAUCCUAAAAGGCAGAAGCUAUCCACCACUUCAUUGACUUCACUAUCAGUUCUGAGGCUGGUUGCUGUACCCGUUGUCAUUAGUUUAGUAUUCUUUACAUUUAGUCGUGGUCCCAUUUUUUCACUGUGCUCCUUGACUUGCAUUUUUAGAGCUUGCAGAUCAUCUGCAUUCUCAGCUAUCAGAGUGGUCAUCAGCGUAGUGCAGGUUACUGAUGUUUCUUCCUCCAAUUUUAAAACCACGCUCAUCUUCUUCCAAUCCAGCUUCUCUCAGUAUAUGUUCAGCAUAUAAAUUGAAUAAAUAAGGAGAAAGUAUACAGCCCUGUCUUACUCCUUUGCUGACCUGGAACCGGUCUGUUUCACCAUGUUCUUUCUGGACUGUGGCAUCCUGUCCUGUGUAUAGGUUUCUAAUGAGAACAAUGAGAUGUUCUGGGAUGCCCAUUUCCCUAAAGACAUUCCACAACUUGACAUGGUCGAUGCAAUCGAAGACUUUUCUGUAGUUAAUAAAGCACAUAUUUACUUCUUUCUGGUAUUCUUUGGCUUUCCCAAUUAUCCAGUGUGCAUCAGCAAUGAUGUCUCUUGUUCCUCGGCCUUUUCUGAAACCAUCUUGAACAUCUGGCAUUUCCCUUUCCACAUAGGGCUCUAAUCUGCAUUGGAUGAUCCUGAGCAUUAUUAUGCUAGCAUGUGAAAUCAAGGAUAUUGUGUGAUGGUUUGUGCAAUCUGUUAAGUCUCCUUUCUUUGGUUUGGGUAUGUAGACUGACCUCUUCCAAUCUGUUAGUCACUGUGGUGUUCUCCAAAUUUACUGGCACAGUUUGGUUUAGAGCCUUGACAGAUUCUUCUGUUGCCUGUCAUAUUUCUGUAGUAGUACCAUCAAUUCCUGUAGCCUUCUGACUCGGUAAUGACUGGAGUGCUGAUCUAACUUCAUCUUCCCAAACUAGAGGUUAUUGCAAGCAGGGGAUACCUUCUAAAGUAUCUUGGAUGUUGAUGUCCCUGCUGUACAGGUUUUCAGUAUACUCUUUCCAUCUCUGUUUGUUCUUCUCUGAAUCAGUUACUAUCUGUCAUUUGGCAUCCCAUAACAUACCAAUUUAAGGCUGGAACUUCCUUCUGAGUUCAGAGAUCUUUUGGAAAACUUUCCUUGUUUUUCUGUGUCUAUUAACAUCCUCGUGGUCUUUACAGAUGUCACUGUAGUACUGCUCCUUGUCUAUUCUAAGAGCUUUCUGAAAGUUCCUUCCUGAGGUCUUUAUCUUCCUUUACUUUCGCUUCUCACCUCUUAUUGGCAAUUUCAGUUGUCUAUUCUUUCAUCCAUUUUGCUUUCUUCUGUUUCUUGGUCUAUAGCACUCUUUUUUCACAUUCGUCCUUUACCAUUUCUUUGAUUUUAUUCCACAGCACCUCUGGUUGUCUAUCAAUUAAGUUCAGAACUUCAAAGUGGUUCCUGAUAUUCUUCUUGAAAAUGGUGUGUACAUUCUCAGAAUCAUAUUAUGGAAACUAAAUAGCUUUGUUUUUCCACUUUAGCUUGACUUGGAACUUGCACAUGAGCAGUUUGUGAACUAUUCCACAAUCGGCCUCCAGCCAUGUCUUUGCUGUUAUAACUGAGUUCUUACACCUCCUUGCACCAAUAAUGUAAUCAGUUUGAUUUCUGUGUACUCCAUCUGAUGAUGUCCAUGUGAAUAGGCACCACUUUGGUUGUUUGAAGAACAUGUUAGCAAUGAAAAGAUCAUUGGAUUGGCAGAAACUAAUAAGUUGUCGUCCUGCUUCAUUUCUGUUUCCUAGGCCAUACAGUCCGACAGUGUUUCUCUCCUUACCACUUCCAACUUUGACAUUCCAGUCUCUAACCACCAGCAACACAACUUAAUUGCAUGUUCUGUCAAUUUCAGACUGAACUUGAGCAUAAAACUCAUCAGCUUCCUCUUCUUCUGCAUCAGUUGUUGGGGCAUAGACUUGAAGAACUGUCAUGUUAAAGGGUUGUCCAUGAAAUCUGGUUGAUAUUAGUUGGUCACUGACCACAUUGUACCCAAGUACUGUCAUUGCCAUAUCCUGCCUUAUGAAAGCAACAGCAUUCCUUCUUUGUUUCUUGUGUCCUGAGUAGCAAAUGGUAUGCUGCUCUGACUGAAAGUGUCCCAUUCCAGUCCAUUUUAAUUCACUGAUGCCCAAGAUGUCAAUCUCUGGUCGAUUCAUUUCGUCUUUCACUGUGUCGAGCUUUCCCAUAUUCAUGCUUCUUACGUUCCACAUUCCCAUUUUAAUUCUGUCUUUGCAGCUUUGGAUUUUCUUUUUCCACAUGGUAACAUUAGCCUCUAAACGUCCAAAAGGCUUUAGCCUAACCACUUCAUAAACGCCAUCAGUACUCUGAGAGAUUCUCAGCUCUUCCUCAGCAGCAUCUUGACUACCAUCUGACCUGAGGGGCCCAUCAUCUGGCACUACAUCGACAAUCAUUCUAUCUUGUCUAACCAUGUGGUUUUCUUGGUAAAAUACAGGAGUGGUUUACCAUUGCCUUCUCCCGUGCAGGAUGAAAUGAUGCCUUUGUCAUUGUCACAAAAAUACUGUCCUUCCUAUAUCGCUGCUGCCCAAUAUAGGUGCCUGCUUGCUUUAGCUGGGCAGCUGGGAUUAUCUUUGCACCUUGGGUGACCCUACUGGGAGCAUACCUCCUGGCGUACUUCACUCAUCCCUCUGAGGAACUCCACCCCCACCCCCAGCCACGAUGAGGCAGCGUAGCAGGACUUGGGUGUGUGUAUGUCACAGUUUUACAUUCUUUGAAAUAUGUUAAAGUAUUUCAUAUGAUAGGUAUAUCCAGAUGGUAGUUUCCCACAGGACACCACUGGGAGAAUCACAAGGGCAUCACAAGCGCUUCAUGGAAAUGCCAGUAUGUCCACGAAGCAGUCUGUCCAAAUAACAUUCCCACACUUAAUGUAGGCUUAUGAUACUAAAACAGUACAUCAUCUAAUCUCCAAAAUUAUAGCAAUCUGGAUGUGCCCGCAGAAAGGAAGCAUUGGGAUAUUGUCUUCCUUUUAAUUCCGGGUUAUAAGAAGAUUGUAUAAUACUGCCUUUAGCCUGGAUGAGAAAUCACAUCACUGGUGCAUAUCCCUUUGAAACUAAUUGGACUUGUGUUAGUGGAAAAGACUGAGGAAGUAUUUGGUUUUUAAAGCUGCCUGCCUGAAAAAUUUACUUGAAACGUUUAAAGCACAAUUUCUUUUCCUUUUGUCCAUCUGUGCAGCAAUCUUUUGAAAAACUACUACCCAAAGUGUCUACAAAUACCACAGCAUCAUUUUGGUAGCCCAUGAUGUUUGUUAUCUGCAUUGUUUUCUGUUUAUAAGAAAUGUGUGAAUGUAUUUAUCAGAUCACAUGCCUUUCAUUUCUUAGGGAGAACUCUGGUUAUUUUGAAGGAAUAAAUUUAGGGAGUUUUUUGUGUUUUGUUUCCUGUUAUACCAAUAGAGUUUAAACUGAAGAAAAUACGUGGGUAGAGGCAGCUAUGCAUGUACACACAUCUGUCUUGGAACUCUAUAGACAUAGUUCUAAAACAUAGUUGGAAAUCUUGCUUCUGUUGCAUAAAUAAAUGCAACUUUUCUCUUAACAUUGGGAAGUCUUAAACAAGGAGACAGAUCAUAUUGUGGUGAUGGCUGAUCUGGUACCUUUUAAAAACAGACACAUCUAUGGUUACUGUUUUCUUAAAUGCAACUAGGAAGAAGGCUGCACCACAGGAAGAAAAGACAAAGCUAAAAGAUGCAAAAGGAUUAAUAGACAAAUGUGGCUAAACAUCUUUCAGAUACCCAUGUUCUUCCUUGAGGGGACAUUGUUCAACACUUAUACCAUUAAUCAUUUUUAAAACGGCUUCUUUCUCCAGGAGUCUAUCUAGAUGACAAUUUAUUUCAACAUUAACAUAGAUUGCAAUGAUUUUCUGGGGCAUCCAAAUUACCUUUAAACAUUUUGCAUAAUUUCUUAGCGCCAUCUGCUGGCAAUCUGUGAAAAACCUUUUAAUCUGUCCCUUUUAAAAUACUACUUUUAUUCUGACUAGAAAAAUAAAAGGGUUUUUUUUAAUGGAUUGUCAGUAGUUGGCGCUAAGAAAUUACUCAAUGUGUUUAAACAUCAUUUGGUUGCUCCAGAAAAUCUUUCAUUGGAAUUUGUGUUUAUGUUGGAAUAAAUUGUUAUCUAGAUAGACCCCAGGGUGAAGCUCAAAAGAACAGCCCCUUUUGGCAAGCUGCCCUCCUCAGGGGCACAGAUCAAAAGCUGAAUGUACAUGAGAGAUCACAUGACCUCUCUAAUCAAUUAAUGACAAAGUCACAGUGCAGAAUAAAAAUGAUGAUGAAUGCAAACUAAUUCUGUAGGAAGGAAAUGAAUUCAGACAGGCCACAAAAACAAAACCAUAAUGAAUAAUAAAAUCUCGUGUAACAUAAUAAAACAGCUACGAGCCAGUCUUCUUGUAUAAAGCCUAGAGUUGUAAUAUGAAAUAAGCUGGGAGUUAAAAUGCAGUAUACGGAACAAGCAAAAAUGAUGCAAUAAUUUUCAACUCUGUAACUUCACUAAACAAAAAACAAUAAUGAGAAAAUCUGUUGUACAAAUCCAGGAGUAAACACAGCAUAAUAUAAUGUAAUGGAAGUACAGACAUAGAAACUAUCUAUCUAUCUAUCUAUCUAUCUAUCUAUCUAUCUAUCUAUCUAUCUAUCUAUUUAUACUAGUCGACCCCCACACAGAGCAUCUGUGCACUCUUGGGGGCUGACUACCUCUCCCCACCCACCUGCCCCAGUCUCCGGCUGGGCCCAGUCUCUGGCCGGGCCGAGUGCCACCAUGGCAGCCGAGGUGCCAUUGCUGCGGCCGGGCCCACCGCUGCCUCACCUCCGCAGUCGCCCGGCCAGCCAAUUCUCCUGGGUGCGCCUCAGCCAAUCAAGCGCCUCUGCCACUCAGCCAAUCAGCUGGGUGCUGGGAUGCACAUUCCAAGGCACACCCAGGAGAAUUAAUAUUAUAUACAUACACACACUCACACAUACACAUGCCAAUAAAUAGAACAUACUAAUGCUUAACAAAUAACAUAAGAAAAACCAUGAAGGCAAUGAUAGUUGCUCACCAAAAAUAAUUUCUUGUCCUACCAUAGAAUCUCACUAACUGUGGUGAACCUGGCAAAUCUGAAAAUAACUAAACUGAUGUAACUUUUAUAUACUACCAUUUACCAUGCAUGUGAAUCAGAAGUUUAUAAGACUGGGAGAUCUUACUGAGUAGUCCAUUUGUUAAAAGGAAAACAAGGCUGCUUUAUCCUUAAUUGAGAACCAGUGUAUACAUUUGCUUGUACUCAACAUAGACCACAGUGAGGAUACAGCAUUUAAGAGUGGCUGCAAGUGAAUGUUUACCUUUUGUUAAUAUAUUUAAAGAAAUUGUUGCAGGAAAAUAAAUACAAUUCAAUACAUGUAUUAAUCAAAACGGAAAAAUAAUCGCACCACUCACCAAAAUUUAGUACAAUGAGAGACAUUCAUACUGAGAAGGCUUCAUUUUUUUCUCUAGGAAAUUCUUCAAGGAAUUCCCAGAUAGGAAAAGCAGGGAAACCAGACAAGUAAGUAAGUUAUCUGAGGUCCCAGGCCUUUCCACCCCUGCACCAAUUUGAGAAGUGAGUUUGGUGAUGAUGAUCAUUUCCAAAAUGGUAUUAACUUGCUAUCUGCACGAAGGUGAAAUUGAGCUCUUCCAUUUUCUAGCUCAUACAAUUUUGGCUGCUUAAAAAAUCCUGCCAAGCCGAGCCAUUGUUUGUUUAUUAGUUAAUCGAUUUUUAUACCCCCUCACCCAGAUGGCUCUAGGUGGUUCACUAAACCAAACACUCACUAAAGGUCAGGCCAAAAACAUAUGUUUUUAGGGCUCUUUGUAAGGCUGCUAAAACUCUUAAGCCUCUAAUAUCCAUAGGGAGCACAUUCCAAAGCCCAGGAGCAGCUACAGAGGAGUUGGUGGCAGCCAGAGACAGACUUCUCCUGAUGACGUUUAAAGUGCAGUUGGGAUCAUACUGAAGAAGGUGCCCUUCUAGUAAACCCGGUCCUAAGCUCUUUAGGAUGUUAAAGGUAAUUACCAGCACUUUGUAUUUUGCCCGGAAACAUAUCGUCAGCCAGUGCAGCUGAUUUAAAACAGGCAUAAUGUGGUCUCUCCAACAAACCCCGGAGACCAAUCUGGCUGCUGCAUUUUGAGCUAACUGAAGUUUCUGAAUGACAUACAAAGGCAGCCCCAGGUAGACCGCAUUGCAGGAAUCAUGACUAGCAGUAAGUACACCACAGUUUUGAGAUAUCUUCAAGGAACGGAUGCAGCUAUCGUCUCAACUGAAGUUGAUAGAAAGUGAUCCUGGCCAUAGCUUCUACCUGAGACACCAGGGUGAGGCCUGGGUCCAGAAGCACUGCCAAACUACGGACCUGUUCCUUCAGGGGGAGUGCAACCCCAUCCAGAACAGGAAAUACUUUCAUAUCCCUCAAAUUAUGACCUCUCACCAUUAGUACCUCUGUCUUGUUUGGAUUCUGCUUCAGAUUAUUAUCCCUCAGCCAUCCCAUUACUGCUUGAAGUACCUUGUACUUACGAUAAUACAAUGGGCCAUCUGGUGCCAAGAUGUGUAAAGGAAUCUUCUUCCUGUGAGUGAAUGGAAAAUCCCUGAAUGUGUGACUUGUCAAGCUGAAUGCAGUCCAGCAGUUGUCAGCCAGAAACUUGAUGAACCAAAUAAACACAUUUUGCUGCCUGCCUGGGACUACAAAAAGCACCUGACAAGCCACAGUACAUGGCUGAUGGUCUGCAUUUGGUAUGGUGGAUAACAAGUUGUCUUGGCUUGGAGCAGGUUUUUUAAAAUAGACCAGUCAGUGUACUGUGUACUGUAAAAACAAAGUACCAUUUGUGUUUGGUUUUUUUUUAAAAAAUGUGUGAAAUUAAUGUCAUAUAAGCUGCAUUCUGCAUUUUCUUCUUCCAGAUGUCAGAUAUUCUAUUCCCUUCCCCCCCCCAAACCACACACACACACACACACACACACACUCUCUCUCUCUCUCUCUCUCUCUCUCUCUCUCUUUGAUAAAUGUAUAGAAAUCUUUACAAGAUUGAAUGUUUCAGGAGCCUGAAUUUAUGCAGGAGUACCCAACACUGGAGCAGGAAGGGAACAGGAUCUUAAAGCUGUUAAAACUUGACUAAAUAUCUUUUCUCUUUUUUUGCCUUAGUGGGGAGAUGUGUGUAACGCUCUGCCUUGACAGGUUUGAAAGUUAUGCUGGAGGGGUCCCCUUUGUUCUUUUGCUGCUGUACUUGUCAGUGAUGUAAUAGGCCUCUUUUGCUCAUCUUUGAUUUUGUGUCUGGAAGACUAGUGGAAUGUGUGUACAGAACAGGACAUAUGAUACAUGAGCCGUUUCAUAUGAUAGCUUUACUGCUCUGCCUAAUUGUAGCUCAACAAGUCCCGGAGCAAAGGCAGCCAGUGCACAUGCCCAGUCUGUGUGUUGUUUCUGCUGCCAAUUGCACCUACAAAUCUUCUCUACCCAUCCCUACAGGAUAACAACCAAAGGGGGUGAGUUUAUAGGAUCAUUUACAGCAGGAAAACAUUACCAUGAUGCCACAUUGCUUCUUUAUUGUCCAUAUUGAUAGAACUUCCCCAAGAAUGCUUCCCAAAUGCUUAGCGAUUCUGCUUCAGUAUAUCUCAACCUAAAGAGAGAUUUUUCACAACAAUCCUCAGGUCAAUAUACAUUUUCACACAUGGAGACAUUUACAAACAAGUCCACUAUUUCUGUGUAAAUGGGAAACAUCACCUGGGCUCCUUUUCUUAGCUAUAAAUGAUUCCAUAAACUCACCUGGAAGUUUGUAUUACCAUUCCUGCUGUAUCAUGUAUGUGGGUAAGGAGAAAUUCACUGCAGGAUAUGUAAUGGGAUCACAUACAUGGCAUGAACUGAACAUGUUGGUAAGCAGAGGAAAUUAACAGGGUAUCACAUAUGUACAUUUGGUCUUAGUGGGUGGGGUACAUUAGGACACACUGAAUGCUGUUACACCAGGUAUAUGCUAUGUCAGACUGAACAUUGCACAUUUACCAGUCAGUGCACCCAUGAUGGGAUAAGUACCAUAUCCUAAGUUCCAAAGGUCCAUCAUGUUCAGAACUAGCCUUUGUGAUGCCAGUAGUACAAGCAGGUUUGGCUGUUGUCGGUGCUUAGCUGCUCUUGCUCACAACUCAUUGAAAAGAAGGCAGGUGACACUGGCUUGCAGCCUUCUCACAAAGCAGUGUGCUUGUGUGUGGUGUCUUCCAUUUCAUCCCUCUUCAGAAUGUGUUGCUAUGUCCCCAGUACCUUGUUGAGGACAAUGUGAGUAUUGUAUUUUUCAGGAACACUGAGAAUUGCAACACGUUUAUAAUCCAACCAUUUAAUCAAAGAAUAUUAGGGGUAAAUGGGAGAUGUGUGUCGUCGUCGUGGAAUGGAGAGCUGAUGUCAAACUAUUCCAUGGAUAAUGUUUUACUGGAAUAAUGAAGUGGCACAUUGCUGAAUGAAAAAACCAAUGCUAUUAUGUUAUUUUAAAGAAAUCUCUGGGCAGGAUCCAGGCUAAGGGCCAGUUCAGACAACCUGCAAAAAGUCCAAUUUCUGGAAACCUCCAGUUCCCGAGGAGUGUCCACUCCUGGAGGGUGUGUUGCCUGAACCUGCCAAGCUGUCUGCCUGACAUUCAUUCUCUGAACAACAUCAAAUAUUUAUAUACUGCUUUUCAACAAAAGUUUCCAAAGUGGUUUACACAGAGGAAUAAAAAAAUAAAUACGAUGGAUCCCUGUCCCCGAAGGGCUCGCAGUCUAAAAAGAAACACAAGAUAGACACCAGCAACAGUCACUGGAGGUACUGUGCUGGGGAUGGAUAGGGCCAAUUGCUCUCUCCCUGCUAAAUAAAGAGAAUCACCACAUUAAAAAGGUGCCUCUUUGCCCAGUUAGCAGGGGUCAAACUUGAACAACAUUAAAUGUAGGUUACAAAUGGGAGGAGAGUGUUGGAAGGUCCAACAUUCAGGUGGAAGGUCCAGGAAAUGGAGCUUGGCAGGUUCAGACAAUACAUGCACCGGGAGCAUGUACCCCACAGGAACGGGACUUUCAGCAGGUCAUCUGAAUCUGCCCUAAGUGAGUCAUGACUCAUUGAAACAAAUGGGACUCAAGUUAGUCACAUCUCAUUUGCUUCAGUGAUGUUUAGUUGUGAUUAACCUAGUAUGGAUCCUGCCCUGUGAAUCUACAUCAAUUAUUUUAGCACUGUUAUUAUUACUAGUUUAUAAAGCCAUAUUUAAACUUGUGCACUUGAGUGUAACUUACAUUUAAAUUGUGCACUAUGUUGAUCAAUGUAAAUAUAUGUGUGAAGAUCUGUAUAUUUGGUCUCAAUGCUAUAUGUAAUUGAUGUGUAAAUGAUAAUGAACAGGUAUCAAAUAUUUUGAGUGUGCAUCCUUUCUCUUCUUGCUACACAAUCACUUAUCAGUAUAGGAAAAGGAAGGCUCUUGUCCUUUAUAAAGAACCAGGUUCUUAAGCUCUCAUGGAUGCUAGCUGUGGAAAUGGAUAGCAGUAUAAACAGUGCUAUAACUGUUUACCGGUCUAAAAGUGUCAUAUUUUCUUGCUUCUGCAUUACCCUAUUAGGAAUUUACCAGUCCUACUAAUAAGGACUCUCUCAGAUGACGUCAAGGUGACUAAAAAGGGCUCUCCCAGAUGACAUCAAGAAGUGCUGUUCCUACACAGUUCCAAGUACCAUUUUGCUCGGCUUCCACACAUUUCAAGACUCAUUGUCCUUUCCAGUUCCAGUUUAUGCCCUAUCUAUAUGUAUAGCAGGGUGCUUGUGCAAUUUUAGCAGCACCACCUGCUGGGCAGAUCUUGCUUUUUGAGAAGAACCACCA